CGUGAGCGAUGAGGGGACCGGGGUGUCCUGAAGUGCCCUCCAGGAGGAGGGGUCGGGGUAGGGGGUCCCCAAAAGGUGACACUGGGGGUGUCCCUGGAGCAGGGGGUGCUGACCCCCGCCCGCCGCGCCCCCCAGGAGCAGGUGGAGUACGUGUUCCUCAUCAUCUUCACGGUGGAGACCUUCCUGAAGAUCAUCGCCUACGGGCUGGUGCUGCACCCCAGCGCCUACAUCCGCAACGGCUGGAACCUGCUGGACUUCGUCAUCGUCAUCGUGGGGCUGUUCAGCGUCAUCCUGGAGCAGGUGUCCCACAAGCCGGGCGACGCUCACCACAUGAGCGGGAAGCCGGGCGGCUUCGACGUCAAGGCCCUGCGCGCGUUCCGCGUUCUGCGCCCGCUGCGCCUCGUCUCCGGCGUCCCCAGUGAGACCCCGGCGGGAGCGGGGGGGGCUGGGGUCCCCCCCGGCCUGUGCCAACCCCCCCGUGCCCCCCCAGGCCUCCACAUCGUGCUCAACUCCAUCAUGAAGGCGAUGGUGCCGCUGCUGCACAUCGCGCUGCUCGUGCUCUUCGUCAUCAUCAUCUACGCCAUCAUCGGCCUCGAGCUCUUCAUCGGCCGCAUGCACAAGACCUGCUUCUUCAUCGGCUCCGGUACGCACGGGGGUCACCCCGGGACCCCCCGGGACCCCCCGGCCUCAGGGACCCCCGGGAGCCCCUCAGUGCUCUCGGGGAGCAGGAUCCCCCCAGGACACCCCACACCGAGACACCCCAAAACUGAGACCCCCCCAAAACUGAGACCCCCCAGGGACACCCCACACCGAGACACCCCAAAACUGAGACCCCCCAGGACGCCCUGA
Molecule: messenger RNA, 849 nt
Organism: Parus major (Great Tit)
Lineage: Eukaryota; Metazoa; Chordata; Aves; Passeriformes; Paridae
Product: voltage-dependent L-type calcium channel subunit alpha-1F-like
Exons: 2
Coding region: 331-849 (172 amino acids)
Biological process (GO): calcium ion import across plasma membrane
Cellular component (GO): membrane; voltage-gated calcium channel complex
Molecular function (GO): high voltage-gated calcium channel activity
Source: RefSeq, a predicted model, not a curated record